Molecule: messenger RNA, 4495 nt
Organism: Biomphalaria glabrata
Lineage: Eukaryota; Metazoa; Mollusca; Gastropoda; Planorbidae
Product: tudor domain-containing protein 3-like
Exons: 13
Coding region: 128-2401 (757 amino acids)
Biological process (GO): mRNA processing
Cellular component (GO): cytoplasm; nucleus
Molecular function (GO): RNA binding; protein binding
Source: RefSeq, a predicted model, not a curated record
AUAUAGAUUAAAUCUAGAUCUCAUAAGUACGUGAAAGUACUUAUAUGAGUGCUCUUCUAAGAGCGAAUGGAAAGAAAAUGGCCUUCAGGUUAUUAUCGUUCCUGGCAACGAAACAUCCGUAAACAAUAUGGCUGCUUCAGAGUUGAAUAGGCGAGGAUGGCAUAUAAAUGAAGAGAAAUUAUCCUCCAUGUGUGAUGGCAGCAAGGCAUCAGUUGAUAGCAUUGUUCAAAAAUUUCUUGAUAUUGACUUGCGAGAUAUUGGAGUGCAGUGUUUGAAUGAAGAAAUCAAUAGAGGCAGAGUAGAUUAUGUAGAAGGACCUCUAGUUCUACAACUUCAAAAGCUGCGUGUUGUCUCAGCAGCUAAAGAUAAUGAAGAGUCGCAGGUGGCACCUAAAUUGUGUAGGCUUUCACUAACAGAUGGCCAUGUGACCUGCUCUGCUGUGACAUUGGAACCAAUUAAAGGACUUGGAACAAAGACACCUCCAGGCAGCAAACUUCAGCUAACAGGGACAAUAGAAGUGGAGACAAAUUUUUUACUGCUAACCAACAAAAAUACAACAUUACUUGGGGGUCGAGUUGAAGGAUUGGCUUCAACUUGGGAAUUGAAAAAGUCUCUAGCUCAGCAGUCUUUGACUAGGUCAAGUGCUAGAGGUGAAGGGGGGCCUCCACCUUUUGUACCCUUUGGCAAAAAAAUACUGAACGACACAUUGCCUCCUUCCAAAAAAGAUAAUUUUAAGUCACUGAAUAACACCAAAGAAAAGAAAACCUCGGAAGAAACGAGUGAAUUUGAGCAGCAGCGCCAGGCAGCAUUAAAUGAAGCGCUUCAGGCCAAGUCUUCCAGCGGUGGAGUGAAAACAUUUGGUGGGGGCAAAGUGAUGGUCAACGACAAAGAUGUUGCUAAAAUCGCAGACAUGGGCUUUUCGGCAGAGGAAGCAACGACGGCCUUGAGGGCUUCCAAUGGAAAUUUUGGGGAUGCUUUAAAUACUUUACUUUCUGGAAAACCAAGAAAUCAGAGAGGGGGUAUGCGUGGAGGACGUGGUGGAAGGGGAGAUGGAAGACGGGGUCGAGGGAGAGAUUAUGACGAGGAUGCAGAUGUUCCUAUAAAUACUCGGCCCAGUGGCCCUGCAACAUUGUUUGAUUUUCUUGAAACUAAAAUUCCUACUAAGGAAGAGGGAAAGAAACCAUUAAGAGCUACAGAAAAUAAAACUUCUUCUUCUGGAAGCUCUACUCUAGCCAACGAGUCCAAGUCCAGCAAAGACAGUGGUGCCUACACUGGACAGCAAAUAAAGUUUCAAGAUUCCAGUUCAAAAGCUUCAUACAAAGGAAGUAACCAAGAUUCCUUCACCAAGGCUUCGUACCAGGGAAAUAGCCAAACUAGUCAAGAUUCUUACGGAAACAGGGGCGCUCAGAGUGAGGAGAGUCGCAGCCAGCAGCAAGUUGCACCUCGUUUUGCUAAGAUGGGCAGAGGAGACAACCAAAAGGAUAGAAGUGAGGGUUCUGGGAGUUAUGAGGAUGGAUCCUUUGAAAGCAAAUCAGGUGCUAUCUCUAAUCAAAGCAGGACUUCUUAUAAAGAGAACCGUCAAGAGAGUAGCAACAGAGGUCGAUCACGUGGUUAUUCAAAUGACAAUAGGUCAUCAACUUAUCAACAGGGUAAUAAAUAUAAUAACUCCCAGGGGGAACAAAAAAGUUACAAUGAUCAACGAAAUAGUGAAUACAAGAAACGUUCCUAUAACCAGGGAGGGGACUACGGUCGAAAUAAUUAUGGUGACCACAAGAACAAUUAUCCUUCAAAUAAUUUUAGCAGCCAGUCGAGCUAUGAUAGAAACUCAUCACAAAGUGAUUUCUCUGCAAAUCAGACUUCUGAUAGCAAAGAGGGCUAUGGGAAGCCCUUUAAGGGAGGAUCAAAUAAUAAGCCAGCAUUCAAUAAAACCCAGCCUGGGUUAAUGCCUGCACCUUAUCCGCACCAGUUUGCCCCAGUAGCUGGGAAACAAGGCUACAACAAUCAACAGUUCUCAAUGAAUGACAGGUACUGGCCUAAUGUUGGAGAUAAUUGCCUGGCCAAGUACUGGGAAGAUAAUGAAUACUAUCCAGCAAGCAUCAAUGCCAUCUCUUCAAAUGGAGUAACUGCAGUUGUUACUUACUUAGAGUUUGGCAACCAGGAAGAGGUUUAUAUUAAAGAUCUACAACCAUUGCAGCAACCACCUGGUUGGGGGUACCAAAUGGGCCCCCCAGUAUUGAUGCCUGGUGUGGAAACUUCUCUUCACGAUCCUUCCAGCUACCAGGGCUCGACAACAUUUGUUCCCCCAAUGGAAUUUACGAGAGGAGGUGUCAAACGAUAUGAGAAUGAUAGGAGGAAGCCUACACAGUCUUACUAUCAACCACCCAACCAAAAAUUACAUUAAUGAACUGUCUCACCUACAACUAGACCUAUAUAUAUACAUAUAUAAAUAAUAUUAGCCUAUCAAUAUAGUUCAUUUAUAGCAUUAUAUAUAAAUUAAACUAAUUUAAAAGCACCUGUUAUGUUAAAUAAAUAAAUAUGUAGACACAUGUAUAUGUAAAUAUAUAUGUACAUACAAGGCUAACAGUGUUCGCCCUUGAUCCAAAACAUUUUUGUUUUUUAGCAACUGCAAGCCAUUAUAAUAAAUAAAUGCAUGUGUUUUAUGUACAUUUAUGUAAUCAAAUGAAGCAACUAAGCAAGUUUAUUUUAUUUUAUUUCUAGUCACUAAUGUGUUGUUGUUUUUUUAUAUCAAGAGAACUUUGCACAUGAGUUAAACGUAGACAGACUUAUUAUAAUUAAUAUUACAAUGUAUGGAGAUCAAUGUAGUUGAUUAGUUUAAACCCAGACUGGCUUAUUGCCAUUUAAUACCAAUACAAUCUCUGGAGAUUAAUGUAGUUUGCUAGUUUAGUAGUAGGUUAGUUUAAACCCAGACUGACUUAUUGAUUAGCCAUUUAAUACCAAUACAGUCUAUGUAGCUGGUUAUUUUAAUGUACCAAUGUAUAAAUACUCUUUGAAUGUGUUGGUGUUAUUUGGCCACUUAACUCCUUUUAUAACAUGUUCAAUUGGCUUUGGUUUAGUUCAAGUCUUUUGUGCUCCACAUAACAGCCAUUUCUAUCAUGAUGUGAUAGCUAAAAUGUUACAGUAGUACAUAAAAUGAUUUUGAAGUUUGCACAUGAGGGGGGGGGGGUGAGGUAGUCAGUGCUUUCUUUGUGACCUUUCAGAUAGUUCAAUCUCAUUUCAAAAUCUAUUGAUCUUUGAUGCAAUUUUACAUCGAGUCUUAGCAGCUUAAAAUAAAAUUGUAAUGAUAAAAUGUUUCCCUCAUUCUUUAAAUUAGAGAAACCCCUUGAUGAAAAUAAUUGAGCAUUUAAUAUAUACUAGACAUAUAUCGCCCGCGGGUCUUAAUUAGCGUAUCACUGUCGAUAUAUCAAAUAAGCAAAUUCAGACAGUCACUGAGAGUGUUUUGUAAUCAAUUAAACGAAAUAAUAAUGUUAUAAGUAAAGUGAAUGCGUGAAUGUAAAAAAUAGUAUGAAUGAAGCUAUCAAAAUAGCUAAUCGACCUAACUCCAUUUUUUCAAGUAAAAACAUUUGCUUGUAGGCCUACAUAUAUUUGAUUAAAAUAUGAAAUGAAUAGACUUAAUUUUGUAUGUCCAUGUGUUAAAGUAUAAAGUAGAUCUUGAGUUAGACAGAUCUAGAUCUAGACUAAUCUAGAGCUAAAUAUUGGCUUGGGAGAGUUCAUUCUGCGCUGUGAGAAGGCUUUGCUCUGCGCAUGUGUGACCUUUUUUAGUACGCAAUUCAUGAAUGAACAUAUCUCAACACGGCUUCGCAGCUUUAGCGAACGAAUGUAUGAAAAAUGCUUUAGAAAAACAAAUUUGAAUGUUAAUUUGAUUAAAAUAUGAAAUUAAUGGACUAUAAUUAGUAUGUUCAGGUGUUUAAUUAUAAAACUAUCUUUGCGAAGAGAAGCUGUAUCAUCUUAGAGUGGAAUUAGAGUUUUAGACCUAGGAAUAGAGAGAUGUGGAACAUUUCGCGUAAUGUAUAAUGAAAGAAUUUUCGUCAGGAAUUCUAAAUUCGCAGAUAUAAGGAACGAAUUUAAGUAAAAAUGCAUUUGAAACACACCUUUAUUUGAAGCUUAAUUUUAUUAAAUAAGGAAAUCAAUAGACUAUAUUUUGUAUUUUCAUGUGUCAAAGUAAAAAACUAUCUGCGCAAAGUGUAGUUUCUAAAAUUAGAUCUAGAUCCUUUCAAUCUUUUCAUGUAAAUAUGGUAAACAUAGCCUAGAUCGAUGAAGUUAUGAUGCUUUCAUAGAGUUGGUCAACUUUUUUUUUUUUUUUGAGGGUCUUAAGUUUGUUUUAGGGCUACACUACGGUCUAAGCUAGUACCCAAGGAACAUUUCUGCCAAGUUUUAUCAAGAUUGGUCAAACAGUUUUGAUUUCUAUUCGUAACAUACAUACAUAUGCCUAGCUUUCUACUUUAUAUAAUAGAGUUCCUUUUUUUUUUUUUUUUUU